Messenger RNA from Rhincodon typus (whale shark), 1974 nucleotides. RefSeq names its product heparan sulfate 2-O-sulfotransferase 1a (gene hs2st1a). The transcript has 4 exons. NCBI's taxonomy places the organism in Eukaryota, Metazoa, Chordata, Chondrichthyes, Orectolobiformes, Rhincodontidae. Gene Ontology annotation, cellular component: membrane. Gene Ontology annotation, molecular function: heparan sulfate 2-sulfotransferase activity. Bases 1 to 675 code for a protein of 224 amino acids. The record is from RefSeq and is a predicted model, not a curated record.
AUGUUGAACACUGAAAUCAAAAAUAAAUGUUGUUUCUCUUCUCGUUGCUUCAGAUAUGGUGUGAAAAAGAAACCCAUCUACGUAAAUGUCAUUCGAGAUCCAAUUGAGCGACUAGUAUCAUACUAUUAUUUUCUGCGCUUUGGUGAUGACUAUAGGCCUGGUCUAAAGAGAAGAAAACAGGGAGAUAAAAAGACAUUUGAUGAAUGUGUUGCAGCUGGUGGGUCAGACUGUGCUCCAGAGAAACUUUGGCUUCAGAUUCCUUUCUUUUGUGGCCACAGUUCAGAAUGCUGGAAUGUUGGAAGCAAAUGGGCUUUGGAGCAAGCCAAGUACAACCUGGUUAACGAGUAUCUUCUUGUCGGGAUAACCGAGGAAUUAGAAGAUUUUAUAAUGCUUCUGGAAGCAGCCUUGCCACGCUUCUUUAGAGGAGCAACAGAAUUAUAUCGUACAGGAAAGAAAUCUCAUCUUAGAAAAACAACAGAGAAGAAACUGCCCACUAAAGAAACCAUUGCGAGACUGCAAGUGUCUGAGAUUUGGAAAAUGGAAAACGAGUUCUACGAGUUUGCUCUGGAACAGUUUCAAUUUAUUAGAGCUCACGCAGUGAGAGAAAAGGAUGGUGAACUUUACCUCCUUAGCAAGAGCUUUUUCUAUGAAAAAAUCUAUCCUAAAGCAACUUAAAAACAGUUUUCACUACAGUGACCUGAAGAACUGCAUCAAAAAUGUCUUUCUGCUGAAUCACUUGCUACCUUGAAUGGCCUAAUGAUUUUUUUUCCCAAUAAGAGCAGGAAAGAAAUCUUGUUCUACAGUUUGUAUCAAAUCUGCCGUAAGCCGCUUCCAUCAGUAAAGAUUUUAGGGUCAAGCAUUAGGUGCAUUCAUGGACGAAUGAGCAAGGAAAUCCGUUUACACAAACAGUGCACUAGUUGUGUAGAUGGCAUUCUGUCAUUAUUACUAAUCAGUUUGUGGUAUGUUUUAGGGACUCCUGUGUCUUGUAAACUUUUACCUGUAGAACUAUUUUUUACUAGGGUGCUUUCUAAAGUGUUUCGAAGUAUUGUAAUUUCAGAGUAAGAAAAAUGCUGUACAUAUUGCACUUUUUAUGUGUCUGGACCAAAAGGUUACAAAAAGUUUUAAGUAUUUAUUUCACACCAAUUUUAUUACAGGCGGUGUAACUGAACUCGUAGCAUCCACCAUACCGUAACCCUUUUUUUAGAUACUUUGUGUCAAUUUAGAUUUGUAAGCUUGAAUUUUCUGUCUUGUUUGUAUCAUGGAGAAUAAUAUGGCAAAAAACAAAUCUACAUUGCAGAGACCUGGAGCUUACUGAAAUGCCACCUUUGAGAACGUGCUCCAUUACAAUUAUGGCUACAUAGACCUGCAAAUAGAAAGUAAACUUUUUAAACAAAUAAUGGCGAGAAAUAUUCAGAGUAUUAAUUAAUCUCAUCAUUGCCUAAUCUCCCUUCUGGUUGAAACAGUGUUAGUAGGUUUUCAUUGUUAUUUCCAAUCCAGUUUAAAAAGUUAUGUAGAUCAAUGUGUUGCAUUUCUAAACCUACUUUUCUCCGAAAAGAAGUGAUAUAUCCAAUAGGCUUGCUAUGUUUUCAGUAGUGUGUUGCACUGCUGAAUUUUACACAGGAGUGAUUUGCUUGCAUUGUCUCUCAUGUGCAUGCUAACAAUUGAGGAAAUCUGUUCCAGCCCCUGCAUUCUUUGCAGGUAUUUCACAGCUUUGUGUUUGUUCUGUCUCUUUUAAAAAUAUGUCCCCUUCCAGGAUUAAUCAACCAGUAUUUAAAAAUAUGGACGACUUGGAGCUGCAUUUUCUGCUGGGCAGUAAAUCCAUUGGAGGUUGUGAAGGUAGGGCACUCAGUCAUUAUCCUAUCCCAGUGUGACCCAAGCCACUUUUCUCAGUUGGAGUUAAAUACGUACGUAGUUUGGGCUCUUGGCAAUUGACAAGGAGUUCACUACUGUAUGUCAAAAAAAUCAUGAUGCAGC